AUGCGUCUGCUCAGAGAUGGAAGAAGUUGUGUUCGUUACAAAUGUGGCCUGAUCAACACCAUUCAAGAUGUUCUCUGCCAAAGACCCAACUGGGUUGAAGUCAAAGAUGAUGCAGAGUGGGACUUCAACUGGUGUGAUGUAGGUUGGCUCAGGGAGAAUUUUGAUCACACAUACAUGGAGGAAAAUGUCAAGAUAAACCACUUUCGCAACCAUUAUGAACUGACACGCAAAAAUCUUUUGGUGAAAAACCUUAAAAGGUACCAGAAAAAUCUCGAAAGGGAUUUUGGCCGCACGGAAGCUUCGAAGUGUGAUUUUUUCCCCUCCACCUUUGCAUUGCCCAGGGAGUAUCAUCUCUUUGUAGAGGAGUUCAAUAGAAGCCCUGGCAGCACCUGGAUCAUGAAGCCGGUCGGAAAAUCUCAAGGCAAAGGGAUUUUCCUGUUUAGAAAACUGAAAGACAUCAUGGACUGGAGUAAGGACAAUUCCCGCUCAGAAGAACAAAAGGAGGCAGCGCAUGUGGAAAACUAUGUAGCGCAACGCUAUAUAGAGAACCCAUACCUAAUUAAUGGCAGGAAAUUUGAUAUGAGAGUUUAUGUCCUAGUCACAUCGUAUGACCCCUUGAAAGUCUGGCUGUAUCGAGAUGGCUUCGCCCGCUUAUCGAGCACUCACUUUUCCCUGAGCACCAUUGAUGACAAGUACAUGCAUCUUACCAACGUGUCUGUUCAAAAAACAGCACCUGACUAUAAUCCAGAAAAGGGAUGUAAAUGGCAGCUACAACAGCUCCGAAGAUACCUGACUGCCAAGCAUGGCAGAGAGGUGGUUGAAACCGUCUUUAAGGAGAUGGAUAACAUCUUUGUCCGAAGCCUACAGAGUGUGCAAAAGAUCAUUAUAAAUGACAAACACUGCUUUGAGCUUUAUGGCUAUGACAUAUUACUGGACCAGAACCUCAAACCGUGGCUAAUUGAGGUGAAUGCCUCCCCUUCGCAUACACACAGUAGUCAAGAAGAUUACGACAUGAAGUUUAGACUGCUGGAAGACACUUUGAAUGUUGUCGACAUGGAGGGAAGGCUCAGUGGCAAGGAGAAGAGAGUGGGAGGCUAUGAUCUCAUGUGGAACAGUGGGCCUGUCUAUAGAGAAGACGUCAACUUCCAAACAUUUAGCAGCUUGUGUUUCACUGCCAACACACACUUGGGGUGUGUGAAUGACAGGGAGAAGCAGCUUCGACAACUUCUAAAGCCAUUCCCAUUUCAGAAGAAGCUAUAAUCACAUCCAGGAAUAAAAUAAAUUAGUGAAAGCUUUCAAAAUCGGUUUUUAGACGA
This is a messenger RNA of Nematolebias whitei (Rio pearlfish), 1316 nucleotides long. RefSeq names its product tubulin tyrosine ligase-like family, member 9 (gene ttll9). Lineage: Eukaryota; Metazoa; Chordata; Actinopteri; Cyprinodontiformes; Rivulidae. The coding region runs from base 1 to 1260 and encodes 419 amino acids. Gene Ontology annotation, molecular function: ATP binding; metal ion binding; tubulin binding. The transcript is spliced from 12 exons. Gene Ontology annotation, biological process: protein polyglutamylation; microtubule cytoskeleton organization. Gene Ontology annotation, cellular component: cilium. The record is from RefSeq and is a predicted model, not a curated record.